UGUUAAUGAUUUGCCAGCAGUGACUUGCAUUGGUCUCUGAUCUGUGGGAUUAGGCUGGUACUAUGAAGGUAUUAUAAGAUGUUGUUGUAUGUACACAGUUUCUAGCAGCACUGCUUUGGAAAGCCACAAGCAUUGUCGGACGUAUCUUCUUUGCAUCAUGCAUCUCGCUUCUAAAGUGGCCACAGCACGGUUUUUGCAGAAGACAGCCUCUAUGGAGCUGGCAGAGGUUGUCCAGUGGCGCCGAGCUAUUUUGGCUGUGUGCCUAAACCUCUUAGCCCUUGCACUUUCCAUCACUGCCCUUCUGAGCAGCUACUGGUGUGUAGGCACCCAGAAGGUCCCAAAGCCUCUUUGUGGCAAGGGAAAAGUAACCAAGUGCAUUGUGGUUCCUGUACCUGUGGAAAGCACUAAUGCCUCUGGGCAGAAUGAGGUGCAGUACAGCUGGGAGACUGGGGAUGACAGAUUUGCUUUCCGCUACUUUCAUACGGGAAUCUGGCAUUCCUGUGAAGAGAACAUUCUGGGUACAGAUGAAAAGUGUAGGAGUUUCCUGGAAUUAACCCCACCUGCUGAGAGAGGGAUCCUGUGGCUUUCAUUGGGCUCAGAAUUAGUGUACAUCGUUCUGUUGGUGAUUAGCUUCGGGCUCUUACUACUGGAGAUAUUUUACACUGGGAACCCUGUGUGCGGCAUGAAGCUGAAUGCCUUUGCUGCAGUGUCCUCUGUACUUUCAGGUCUCCUUGGGAUGGUGGCUCACAUGAUGUACACCCAGGUAUUCCAAGCCACAGUCAGUCUUGGGCCAGAGGAUUGGAGACCCCAUUCUUGGGAUUAUGGAUGGGCUUUUUACACUGCCUGGGCAUCUUUUACCUGUUGCAUGGCUUCUGCUGUUACCACGCUGAACACAUACACCAAGACCCUUCUUGAAUUUCGUAGAAAUCAUAAAGCUUUUGAGCACAACUUGAAAGAACACACCUGCUUUCUGAAUCACAAGCAAAUGAGUUUCUAUGUAGAUAAGCCAAUCAACUCCCUGUCAGAGAGUGUGGACUUUUACUCAGAGCUUCAGAAGAAGGUCCUACUUAGAGACCAUUCAAUAGAUCUGGAGGAUGUAGAAGAAUCUUUAGAGGAUGAACACUGCUAGAUUCACUUUUGUCCUAUGAACCUAUAUUUGUAGGAGCUUUUUAUUUUACAUUGGGAACUGGGGCAGGGCUGUACUGAAGGGACUUUAUAGCUAUGAUGGAUGAAAAGUUACAGCAUACAAAUUAGUUAGAACAUAUUUUAGUUUUUAAUUAUACUUUAUAUGAAAUGCUUUGUUUACUGCUUUGAUUUUUCAUACUUCGUAUUCUGCCAAUGAGGAUGCCAUUGCUUUGCUAGGACUCUCCUGGCUCGGCCACAAUAUAGGUAUUGGAAUGAUUUUAUUACUUUGUUGAAAGAUUAUCUGCAUUUCUAGAUGAAGAUUAAACGGUUAAUUGGUAGGUUUUGACUGUUGAACUUUUUUGGAACCAGAAUGCCUAUGCUGUGGAAAAGCCACACUAUGGGGCACAUUUACUAAUCCACGAACGCUCUGAAUGCGUCCGAAUGCAUUUUUUUCGUAA
Xenopus tropicalis (tropical clawed frog) is the source of this 1583-nucleotide messenger RNA. It is a transcript of the gene gsg1, whose product is annotated as germ cell associated 1. Lineage: Eukaryota; Metazoa; Chordata; Amphibia; Anura; Pipidae. The record is from RefSeq and is a predicted model, not a curated record. Gene Ontology annotation, cellular component: synapse; glutamatergic synapse; plasma membrane. The transcript has 6 exons. Gene Ontology annotation, biological process: regulation of signaling; regulation of transport; regulation of cell communication. Bases 89 to 1129 code for a protein of 346 amino acids.